Messenger RNA from Argentina anserina (silverweed cinquefoil), 1056 nucleotides. RefSeq lists its product as uncharacterized. The transcript has 2 exons. Lineage: Eukaryota; Viridiplantae; Streptophyta; Magnoliopsida; Rosales; Rosaceae. The record is from RefSeq and is a predicted model, not a curated record. The coding region runs from base 27 to 953 and encodes 308 amino acids.
UGUAGAUUAGUUAGUUUUGUGGAGCCAUGGAGCAUGUAGAUGAUGGCCCUUUUGAGGCAUCCUCAAGUAAGAACCAAAAAGUAGAAGCCAAUGAUCUUUUGGAAGAGUGUUGGUUCUUUGACAACUUGCUCAUCAGGAAGCAAAGGAUGUUGAGGUGUUAUUCUGAUCCUUGUUGCCCUUCCCCAUCAAGCUUUGGUCAAGAAAUGCUGGUGAAGAACUCAGAGGCCAAGAAUUCAUUGGUUCGAACACCGUCUCUGCCACUUAAUGUGGGGAGAGAAGAGAAAGUUGAGGAAGCAGUGAAUCACAAUACUCCAAAGAAGUGUUCGAGCAAAUUGACUCGGCAGACAUCACAUCAGAAAAUUCUGCAGACUCCGACCAAAUCACCACCUUGUGUGAGCAGGAGAGAGGACGAUCAAGAUGGAGAGAAGAGUGACAGCAGAAGAAGCAAAUCAUAUGGGCAACCGGUGCAGCGCAGUUUGCUAAGGACACCAUCAUUGCCACCCUGUUUUGGGAGGGAGGAGAAAAACCAAGAGAGCAUUCCGCAGAGACAUAAGGGGAUGACACAAUGUUCUAGUAUUCCGAGAUAUCGACCUCCAGUUAGAAUCACAGAAGGAGAAAAUGAUGUUAGCAAGGAAUUAAGACGCAACUUACUUUCGAGAAAGAGCCUCAGCGAACUCGAAAUUGAAGAAGUGCAAGGAUUCAAGGACUUGGGGUUCACAUUUGACAAGAAAGACAUAGCCCCAAGUGUGGUUAGCAUACUUCCCGGUUUGCAAGAAAAGAAGCGCAAUGAGGAUGUAAACCCGGAUAUGGUACGUCGGCCUUAUCUUUCGGAAGCGUGGCUAGUGCAAAGCUGUGCCCCUCCUCCUCCAAACUUGGGUGCAGGUAGGUCUGCUGAAGACAUGAAGGCACAAAUCAAGUUUUGGGCUAGAUCUGUGGCAUCUAAUGUGCGCUAGGAGUGCUGAACAUUGCAUGUCAUUGAAAUUUUUGUGAAUUAUUGACUUGAAUAAUCACAUUAUAAUUCAUAGUCUGAGUAUAUUGUAACAUUAUGAUUCAAUC